This is a messenger RNA of Neltuma alba, 1908 nucleotides long. RefSeq names its product probable leucine-rich repeat receptor-like protein kinase At1g35710. The transcript has 15 exons. Gene Ontology annotation, molecular function: protein binding. The record is from RefSeq and is a predicted model, not a curated record. Lineage: Eukaryota; Viridiplantae; Streptophyta; Magnoliopsida; Fabales; Fabaceae. The coding region runs from base 1 to 1434 and encodes 477 amino acids.
AUGGGUGUGAUGAGAGCGGUAUUUUUAUUAUGCUUUGUUGUAAUAACUUGCUUCCACAUUAAUGGUGUAGCAUCAGUUGCCAUGAUAGAAGAGGAGAAACAUGCUCUGCUUCAGACCAAAUGUUGGAAUUUUAGCAACAGAGCCCACAACUUGUCAGACCCUUGUCACUGGAAAGGCAUAUCUUGCAAUGAUUUUGGAAGCCUUGUUGAGAUGAAUUAUCAACAGAUGACUACACAAUGCUAUCGUCUAGCAAAUUACAAUUUCACUGCAUUUCCCAAUCUAGAACGUCUCACACUUUCUCAAAUGGGUUUGAUAGAUACCAUUCCAAGUCAGAUAGGAUCUCUUCAUAAACUUAUCCAUCUAAACUUAUCUUUUAACAAUCUUAUUGGGAUCAUUCCGUCACAGAUAGGAUAUCUUCAAAAUCUCACUUAUCUGGACUUGUCUUCUAACAGUCUUACUGGGAUCAUUCCGUCACAGAUAGGAUAUCUUCAAAAUCUCACUUAUCUGGACUUGUCUUAUAACAGUCUUACUGGGAGCAUUCCAUCACAGAUAGGAUCUCUGCAUAAUCUGAUUGAACUACGCUUGUAUUCCAACAGUCUUACUGGGAUUAUUCCAUCCCAAAUAGGAGCUCUUCAAAAGCUCAUUUAUUUGGAGUUGUUUGACAAUAGUCUUACUGGGAUCAUUCCGUCACAGAUAGGAUAUCUUCAAAAUCUCACUUAUCUGGACUUGUCUUAUAACAGUCUUACUGGGAUUAUUCCAUCCCAAAUAGGAGCUCUUCAAAAUCUCACUUAUCUGGACUUGUCCUUUAACAAUCUUACCGGUGAGAUUAUUCCAUCACAAAUAGGAGCUCUUCAAAAUCUCAAUUAUUUAGACUUUUCUUCUAACAGUCUUACUGGGAUUAUUCCAUCACAAAUAGGAGUUCUUCAAAAUCUCAAUUAUCUGGACUUCUCUUCUAACAGUCUUACUGGGGUUAUUCCAUCACAAAUAGGAACUCUUCAAAAUCUCACUUAUCUGGUCUUGUCUUUUAAUAGUCUUAUUGGGAUUAUUCCAUCACAAAUAGGAGCUCUUCAAAAUCUCACUAAUUUAAACUUGGCUUUUAAUAAUCUUACUGGGAUUAUUCCAUUCCAAAUAAGAGCUCUUCAAAAUCUCACUUAUUUGGACUUGUCUUGCAACAAUCUUACUGGUAUCAUUCCAACAUAUAUAGGAGGUCUUCAAAAUCUCAAUUAUUUGGACUUGUCUUGCAACAACCUUAUAGGUAUCAUUCCAACUUAUAUAGGAGGUCUUCAAAAUCUCAAUUAUUUGGACUUGUCUUACAACAACCUUACAGGUAUCAUUCCAACUCAUAUAGGAGACCUUCAAAAUCUCAAUUAUUUGGACUUGUUUUGCAAUAACCUUUCAGGUGUUCUACCUUCCAACCUUCCCAACUUUAUUUAGAAUAACUAGAUUUGAGUAGAAACAAAAAAAUCAUUGGGGUCAUUCUUUAAACUUUGGGUUUUAUGACAAAUCUCCACAGCUUAUAUUUAUACUCAAAUUUAUUCACUACAGGUGGCAUCCCUUCUUCAAUUUUCGAUUUGAGAUAUUUACAAGAUUUUGAUGUUUCUCAAAAUCAAUUAAGUGGCGGCAUUCCAGAAAAAUUAGGAAAUUUCAAUAUUGGCUUUCACAUAAAUGUCUCCCAAAAUAAUCUGAGUGGAAACGUACCGGACAUUUUGAACUACUUAGAUGUUGAUGUUAACUUUAGUCACAACAAAUUCAAUGGAAUAUUACCAUCUAUUAUAUGCAGUGAACCACCAUCAUGUAGCAUUGAUUUAAGCUACAAUAGUAUCUCUGGUAGCAUACCCAGAGAAUUUGGUAGGCUACAGUACAUCAACUUGUCAUACAAUCUUCUUAGCGGCUAUGUUCCAACUGAAA